Messenger RNA from Rhopilema esculentum, 11151 nucleotides. RefSeq lists its product as uncharacterized. Gene Ontology annotation, cellular component: extracellular matrix. NCBI's taxonomy places the organism in Eukaryota, Metazoa, Cnidaria, Scyphozoa, Rhizostomeae, Rhizostomatidae. The record is from RefSeq and is a predicted model, not a curated record. Gene Ontology annotation, molecular function: protein binding.
GCAUAGCCGAUGAGGAAGAAGAUAGGUGCCGACGGCAAUCUUCCGGGGGUUACGGUUACAUGGAAAAAAGUAUUCAUUUUCAGCACUAGGCAAAACAACUUACCUGCUGGUUCUUCGGCUUUCUUCGAAUCGCUUCAACAAAACAUUUGUUGUUUACGUAAUUUUCCUACAAACGUAAAAAAAAUAUGCAACAGAAGUUUUCAAUGGACGAAUACGUUGAGGGAAGAGCGAAAUUUUGAAUCAAGAAACAAAUCAAGUAACUACGCAGAAGUAAAAAAUUGGUGAAAAAGUGCAGCAUGAAAAUAAUUGAAACAAGGGGGUGUCAUCAAAUUAGCUGUCUCUGAAUACACAAUAUAAUGAGACAUAUUAAACAACAAUUCAAUCCUUAAUGGCAGUUGAAUGGUGCAGCAUAUACCGUAUUUAUUCGAUUUUAUAAUUAUUUUUGACACGUUUUGCGGCGGUAUAUAAUCAAGGACUGCUUAUAAACUAGGACUGCUUAUAAACCUGGACUGCUUAUAAACGAGGGCGGCUUAUAAACGAGGGCGGCUUAUAAACGAGGGCGGCUUAUAAACGAGGGCGGCUUAUAAACGAGGGCGGCUCACAUUAUUUUAUCCAAGUUUCCUGCCAAGGUUUCUUGUAACCUUGAAGCUAAGGGUAACAGUAUAGGAGAUGAGGAAGAAGUAUUUCUGGGCACUCUUGCUGACCUCAUACUGGACGAUGUUGUUGGUUGAACUUCUAAUGUCUACAUUGUUGUCUAAGUACUCAAUCAAGUUUUUAUCAGUUUUUGCGUCUGCCAUUUUAAACAAUGUAUUGUUGCAUGGUUUUAUGGCUGCAGCUUAUAAUAAAAAAACGGCUAACGUUUCUUCGUGUACCAAAUUUGGUGCGCUUAUAAUCGUGGGUGGCUUAAUAUUGAAAAAAAUACGGUAGGGAAAAGUUCCAUCCAAUUCGUUGUUUCUGAAUACAUGUUGGGUUUUUUUGCUGCCUUUAAUUGCAAUCUGAAGAUCUAACUGUCACAAUUUGUAAGCAAUUCAGUUAAUUUUUUAAAGUAAUUUCGAAUACAGUUAAAUACAUUAAUGUGUUAGAACUUUGUUCCAUUAUUGUAAGACAAAUAGAAGAAUAUUUACAAACCCAAACACGUCAGCUUGUAAUACAAACUAAUCAACAAAGAAAAACAUCAAAGGAAUUCUGAAGUUACCUGAACAAUACGAUGACGUUGCCAAUCUGUUCCUAAUGAGAGCGAGGCCAAAAUCUUAAAAGCAAUUUCUUGCAUCUGAAAAGACGUUUAAUUCUCUAUAAAUGCAGUUUCAGUCAAAAAGCAUUCCAUCUAAGACUACUCAUGGUGCAGGAUUAGUAGAAAGAGCAGACAAAGCACGGUCGCUCGAGACAUGAUGCACUUUUAGAUUUGUCAACGAUAACGAAAAACGGACAGAUUUUGCAAAUCUUAGAUACUUUAAAUCGCUGAAACUUUUAAAUUUCAUAAUCAAAUAUUUACAAUUAGGAAUCUAAUAAUCAAAGAUCACUCCUGCCAUUGCAUCAACCCCAUAUCGCAUAUGAAAGACUAAUAAAUAGAAUUUCAAGCUGGAAUUUCAUUAUCAGCACACAACUCUAAAAAAUUAAAAAGAAUUACACAACACUUUGAAGUGUUUGCUAAUUUUGGAAAAAAUUGAAUACAGACAAAGGAUUCAGUUCGCUAUAAAAUAUCUUUCAUGCCGAUGGUUAAAAAACACUAACAAGGAGUAGAAGACAAAGAAUAAAAGCAAAGAGGAUUAGAGAGAAAAAAAACAAGUGUAAAAUCAAAAUGUAAAAUUGAUAUAAAUAGCAAUACCUUUUCAUCUUUUGCCGAGGUUAAUGUUACUAUUUUUUGAAGAGACCCUUUUCCAUCCUAGAAAAAACACAUCGAGCUGAUUUUAGUGUGGUUUCAGUAUAUAGCAUGUUAUAAAACUCUUACAAUACCUUACCAGAAAAGUUAAUCCUUUAGUUUAAAAAACAAACCUGUAGUGUGUAGUUCUAUUAAAACAACUUUAAUAUUCUAUUACUUAAAAAUUGACUAGAAAUAAUGGUGAUUGGUUGAUUGUUGAUUAUACGAUGAUGAUUAUUAUGGUUGUGAUUAUAAUGAUAAAUGAUGAUUGAUGAAAAUGAUCUAUGAUAAUCGAAGGUGAUCGACGAUGAUCGCUGACAGUGAUUGACUGACCAUUGAAAACUUACGAUGGCGAUAAUAAUCAAAGAUCGCAACUGAUCAUUCGUGACCAACGACGAUGGCUCUAGAUUGUUAUGAUGAUUAUGAAGUCACAAUGAAGGGAAUGUGAUUGUGAAAGCAACUUAUACAGCAAAUCAUUAGCAUAAAAAUGACAUAUUUUGAUACCUACCUCUACAAGGGCGGCUAGAUUUGCUUGAUGCUCAACAAUGAGGCUCAACGUCAUAAUAGCGAGUAAGGCAAUGUGCUCCUUCAUUUCACAGAGUGACAAAACUGGGUGUAAUGCACCAUCAGAUACAGCUAUAAAAAAUAAAGGAAAAAUCAAUAUACAAAAUAAAGUGACUGUCUUCUAAGGAAUGUCAUAGAGAAGGGAAAAAGUAAUCCAUUAGACUAAUGGCAAAUAAUAACUUAAGGGUAAAUUGUAUUGCUCUUUUUUCUAAAAGUUGCCUCGAAGGUAAGUGAAACCGCGUAUCAAGGGCGCCAGAAACGUUAAAAGAGUGGUAUUAGAUAGAUACCACAUAAAAAGAGCGAUAGAAAUGAGAUGACUGUAAUGAUAAACAGAACGGCAAAGAAUGUCAUUUAAUCUCUCUCUUCUCUAUCUACCUCAUUAUCCCUUUCUCCUCUGAAUUGUUAUGAUAUCUAGGAUAUGUGCGCCUGUUUAAGGUGCGGUUUACCGGUAUCACACGAUGUUACCGAUGUUGGAGGAUCGUUGUGAUUUUACUUGCGCAUUAAAAAGCAGAUCCCUUUGAAUCAACCACUUAAUGCUCAACACAGAGAUAUCUCAACCCUAAACUUAAAACUGUUACUCCACAUGUGCAGUGGCAUAACGCAGUUUAGGGCAUCUUAGUUCGAUAACUGAGGCCCCCGACCAAACGGGGCCCCAAAUUACUGUUAUAUCCACGUUUUAAAGACACGUUCAAGUUCUCCUCAAUUUUAAAGCUGUUAAACUUCUCUAACUGAAGCUUCUAUUAGUUGACGAGAGAAAUUACCAAUUUUAUAUCUUGCUAUUGUCCUUUACAUGCUCUUAAGCAUUCGAUGGGACUUUCCUGCCGUCUCUUAAUAGGGGCUCCAUCUUGCUUAUCCCUGAGGCCCAAGGUGCCUUCGUUACACCACUGUUCAUGUGUAUUCAAAAAUUCUUUAAGAAAAUGUAUUACGGAAACGUUUAAUGGAAACGUACCUUGGGCUUUCAAGUCAUCUGAUUUACAGAAAAUCAUGAGAGCACUGACAGCAUCGAUGAGCGUUUUUUCCUGACUUUCAUCAACUGCAGAAAGCAUACUGUUGAAAUAAAAAACAAUUAAACAAAAGAUUGAAACUGGCAAUUGAAGAAAGAUGAAAUGAAACUUCAAUCAUCUUUUUACGAGUUACGGAUAAAACUGACUAGAUUCGGGUGGCUACAAACGAUACUAAAAAUUUGCAAAAGUGCAUGUAAGUUGUGGUGUAUGUAAAAGUGCGAUGCAAAAGUGCAUGUAAGCUGUAGUGUCCUGGAUGAGACCUGAUCUUGACAAAAUUUGAUUGAUCUUGACUUUUUCAACAAGUGGCUUUGUAACUCAGAAAACGCGCUCAUUUCGAGCAGUUUCUCACUGAUAACAUCAUACUCCUGUCUUGGUGGCUACAACAAUUUUUACAAAAAAAAACUUUCAAACUCCUUAAUCGUGAUACUCUAAAGGGUUUCUAAUCAAGUGGAGGAGGGGUGGGGGUUUGUUUCCCGAUAUUACCUUAUUUGUAGUCAUCACAGCCCAUGGAUUUUUAUUGUGGAACCAGAUUGUACGUUUUGGUAAAAUUGUAGGGACAAAAAUUAGCGACUGCUCUUCCAAAAGCGAGGGGUGUCCCUGGGAAUUUUUCAUCCUGUCAUCGUUUGAAAAUAUCCCUUUGUACUGACAUUCCAUUUUUCUGCCUAUCUUGUUUGAACGUAAAUCGUUCUUGGGAUACAUGUCAACCACUAUCCACUAAAAACUAACUCCCUUUUCUCUUCAAAGGAAGACCAAGCAAUUCAAAAACUGCGACAACAAUUAUCAAUUAUCCCCCACUUAAUGAAUACUUGGUGACAUUGGUGAGACACGAGCAGACAGAUAGGGAAUUUAGUGAAUACUUCAAAAAGUGUAACUGACCGAAAUUUAGGGAAUUUCUAUUGAAAAAGGUGAAAAAGAAGCUAGGCAUUUGUUGCUCCCAGUUUUCUUUCUCACUUUUCACGGCAAAGGAAAAUCGUGCCGAACACAAGAAAAGACACAAAAAUUAAACAGAAUGCAACAAAGGAAACAGCUCUUUUUAUCACUCCAGGACCGGCACAUGGCAUACACACAAGUCCAGACGCAUUAGCAAAAUCGGCAUUUUAAACAUCAAUCCACAAUCUGCAUUAUAUUUGCAUCUGCACCCACAGCAACGUGUUAGCAAACACCACAGACAGACAAAAAUAUCACUAUCAUUUGCAGGAGGAAACUAAUGCUGAAGGAACGGCAGACUUAACAAACGAGGGAGAUUUACUCAAACUAUUGGCCAGAGGAUGAUUAUCAUUGUCGUGAUCUUCUGGUUAUGCAGCGCUCUAACUGGUGUUGUGGCGAGGCUUUGCCCAGAUGUGUGUUUUUGCAGCGAUCUAGCAGUCAAAUGUUCAGGGCUUGGAGUGCAGGAACUUGACAAUUCAGUCCCAUUAAAAAUCAGAUUCUUGGAUCUAUCCAAUAACCCUUCUCUAGCAAUAGAGAAACACACAUUCACCAGAUACAAGCAUCUAGAAAUUUUGAACUUAAAGAACUGUUCUUUAAAAGAUCCGAUAAAACUUCCAGAUUCAAUCACUAACAUAAAUCUUUCACACAACAAACUACAGACAGAUUCUCUUAAAAGGCUCCUGCAAAAUGGGAACUGGACAUUUCUUAGAGAAAUGGACGCAUCAUCGAACAAAUUAAAUCUCAACAACGACGUUUUCGGUUUGAUUCCAAGCGGACUACGAGCUCUCAAGCUAGGAAACAACGUGUUACCAAAAGUUACAAGGCGUUACCUGGCUGGUCUGAAAAGUCUUCGCCUGUUGAACAUAAGCAGCUGCGGUUUGCAAGAAAUUGAGUCGGGCACAUUUGACUCACUUAGGAGUUUGAGCAUGCUUGCUCUUCAUAAUAAUAAGCUCCAAAAUCUACCGUUAAGACUAUUCAAAUUUACAAAAAAUCUCCAUUCUAUCUUUCUCAACAACAAUCUUUUGUUAACGCCGCCUGACUUAAGCGGGAUUCGCUAUCUAAUGGUACUGGAUAUUACAGCAAAUCGAAUCACAAGAGUAAAGACUUCAGAUUUCGCCAUCAAUAUUAUUUCUGUUCUUCGUCUUAGUGCAAACAGAAUAAAAACAUUCAAUUUUACUGGAAUCAGAUUCUUUUCAUUAGACCUCUCACGCAAUGAAAUUACGGCGAUUCCUGAUCACGUAUUUUCGGGUAACACAACCAUCAAAUAUUUGUUUCUUCAAAGUAACAAAAUAGAAAACAUGUCUCCAAAGGCAUUCGACAAACCUGCAAGAAUAGUUGAGCUGUUCUUGCACAGAAAUUCUCUAACAAAGUUGCAACGACAUCAAUUCGAAGGCCAUGUAAUCGACAAAUUAUUCUUGUUUGAUAACAAGCUUACACAUAUCGAGGGGUUCUUAGAUGGGAUGAAAGGACCUCCAUAUCUAUUACUUUUGUUUGGGAACCCAACGCUACAUACUCUUCGAGGAUCAGAUUAUCGAAGCCUGCAGAACAAAUCAGUAAUAUAUAUAGGCUGCAGCCAUCUCAAGAAAAUAAUAAUGAAAGAUGAAAUAAAAGCAGAUUUAGUCUGCACACCAACCAAGGAAACCAACAUAACAAUGCAAACUGAUAAAUUGCAUGGUCAUGGCUUCAGAUGUUACACAGAUUCUUUUCGUUUAUUAUUUCACUGCCAACCCUGCUUAAUAGGAUACCGACAAAACUGCGAUACUGCAUACUGUGGAGGAGCAUGCGUUGCUUGUCCGGCAGGAGGAUUCUAUCAAGAUGAAAUGGCAGCCAUUUCCUGCAAGAGCUGUCCUUUAGGCCAGUACGUACCACCAGAAAAAGCACCUGGCAAAAAUGCAUUGGACUGCCUCACUUGCCCAAAGGGAACAAACACAAACAGCUCAGCCAGUUAUAGAGCAUGCUCUUGCUUGGAUGGUUACGCAAGGACCAAUCGCUUUGGUGAAUGCAACCAAUGUUUGGAAAAAGGUUUCAAUUGCAAACGAGACUACCAGAAGCUGAAGAAAGGCUACUGGAUGUCUUGGGAAACCAUGGAAACUGCAUCGAACAAGUCGUGCAAAGAACUCUUUCUAUCAUUCAUGGUUAACCUCGAUACCAUAAGUGAUGACUACAAUAGAAGGACAGUUCGUUAUGAAUGUAAUAUGCCCAUUCCACAUAAAUGUCCUAUCAAGGAGUCAUGUAUUGGUGGGGUUAAUGCGACCUGUAUACGAGGCUAUACAGGUGUUUUGUGUGCAGUUUGCGAGAAAGGUUUCAUGAAAAAUUUCGGAAAAUGCAUAAGGUGUCCAUCAGCAGUAGUUGCAGUCUUACAGUUUCUCGCAUAUAUUGUAGUGUUCGUAUUGCUAUGCUGGUUGGUGUCAUUGACUGACAGAAAAAGGAUGUCGAACAGCAAUGAAACCAGAGGAGACUCUGAAGUAAUAACUAGAGACGAUAGAACUUUUGCAGAUGCAAUUCUUUCCAGCUUUAAAAUUCUGAUUGGCUUCUACCAGGUUUUGAGUGGAACCAUUCAUGCACUGGGAUACAUCCAUUGGCCAGAGACCAUGAAAACAACAAUGAACCUCUUGCAGUACAUUCAAGUAGAGAUUAUACGAAUACCCUCUCUUCACUGUAUAAGAGCGGACUGGGAAAUAGAUGCUAAAACUGAAUUUUGGUUUGCAAUCAUCGCUACUGUUGCUGUGCCGUUUCUUAUUUUGCUUUACUUUUCAAUCAAGUCUCUUAAAAGAACCCGUUGCUACUCGGCCAGCACUCAAGAAAUUCAUCACAAACAGAGAGAGUCUGCUAAACGUUGUUUUCGUGCCGCUGCUUUAUACAUUUUUGCAACAUAUCCUUUAGUAUCAAGCCAUAUUUUUCGCCUCUUGCCAUUCAGUUGUCACACAUUUUGCACUACAGAAGUUAAAGGGAGAUGUAUGAACCACGUUUCGUAUCUCAGAAGUGACUACCGGAUUAGAUGCCUUCAAAAUUUAAACAAAACUAAUGGUACCUUAAUGGCAGCAUACACAGCUUCAAUUCUUCCAAUAGGUCUUCCAUUUCUUCUUCUUAUUCUUUUGUGGCGUUUUGCCCGAAAAUCCAAACAGAUGGAUGAUGAAAUCACGUUUCCAAUAAACGAUAUAAAUGAGACAGGCUUUGAAGAUGAGCCAUACGUCAAUGCAAGGCUUCUCAAUGAAAACAACACCGAGAAUGAAGGAAUUGUCAAAUUUGCACUCAAGUUUGCUUACGAAAAUUACUGUGAAGAUUGUUGGUAUUGGGAAGUAUCAGAGAUGCUUCGAAAACUCAUCAUGGGUGUGGGUAUUGUAUUUUUUCUUCGGCACACCAAAAUCGGCCUUGGAGGUAUGAUUGUAAUUGCAACAUUUUUCGCUGUUCUCCAUGCUGCAAAAUCUCCAAUAAAGGACAGGUUUGAGAAUUUUUUGCAGAUGCUUUCACUUUCUAUCAUUCCAAUAAACCUUGCUAUUGCUGCAAUACUACAAUCAAAAAGCACUGAAGAUGAAGCUGUUUUGGCGGAACAGGAUGAUUCGUGGGCAUUGGGCAUCUUGUUGGUGAUAUUGAACUCAUCGGUGAUUGUUUUGGUGGCAUUACGCUUGUUGCGAGCCAUCAAAAGAAAGCUUUCAUCAGCCGAGAUAGCAAGACAACCACUCAGUUGUUGCAAGCGUUUACUUUUAUGCUGCUGUGGAUGCGUCAGAUUUACGCCAAUAAAUAGUCAAGUUGAUGUGAUUGCGAGAGAAGGAGAACUUUGAAGGAUUUGAAGUAUCUUGAGACUAGGACCCCUUUGCAAUAUAACCUACUUCAAAUAUAUAUCUUAGCAUCUCCAUAAAGUUCUUAUGUGCAUAAAGUUCAUAAUAAUGCCCGAUUGUACCCAAAAACCUUAUUAAGAAAAACGCAUCACAACUUGGAAGCCAUACCUCAAUGGUGAAGCAGGAGGGAUUGAUUGACACUGAGAGAGUGACCCUUGUUGGAAUGGAUUUUCUAAUUUUCAUAUAUUCAGCUGAGAAAAUAAUGAUUAUAGUAAUAGUAUGUAAAAAAAUUAAAAAUGUCGUUAACGUAACUAAAUAGCUUGUCUGAAUUAAAAUCCUUGUAACUCAUUUCUGUGUGAAAUAACUUGCAACUAACUACAUAGCAUUUAUAAAUGCCUUGAAAAACGUAACACGUAUUGUUAUCAAGGAAAUGAAUUAAAGAAAAAUGGAAUGAUUAGAAAGACAGAACAUACCUGCAUAUGGCUUUUAUUGCACCACAUCUUACAAGUAGUGGGUGAAGAACAGUUUGAGUUGCAAGCGUGUGAAUGGCAUCAGCAACUGAGGCCUGUAAAGAGUUGAUAUCAUAACGUUCAUAAAUGCUGCUAUAUCGAUAAAUCUCUUGUAGGACAUACAUACCUUAUAAAGUUUGCAUCUUACAAAAAAAUGCGACAUAAAACAAAACUCUGAGCCUUGAAAACUUGAGAGCAUCAGUUUAUGACUGUGGUAGCCGUUGAUAUAAUACAACUGAAGGGCUGUUAGAAAGCAUGUUUAAUACGUAGUUUCUACAUAGAAAUUAAAAAAUGGAAAAAGCUAACAAAUGAUCCAUAAAUUAUCCGUUAGAAUAUGUUGCAUAGUUGCACAGGGUGCAUCAUCUAAAAUCUGAUAUCAAAAGGUAAAGAGAUUCUACUUUUCAAAAGUACCUAAAAAUUUCAUCACCCAUUGGCAAUCCCCUUAAUCAGCUAAAUUUUGCUGUGUCAAACUGUCGAUUUUAUUUCAAGAUCUUCAUGUUAAGGGUUACAUAUUUUGUAUUUUAGUGUUUUCAAAUUAAUGAGAAAAAAAACUUGAAGUAAUUUAUCACCCCUCUUUUAACUAUAAAAAAUAAUUGAUACGAUAUAACAAUAGCCUUCUAUAUAUUUUCUUGGAGCCCGUACUUAUUAAUGAUUCUCUCGAAAAAUUAAGAUUUAAAACCUGUCUAUACCUUGAUCCCAUCGUUGAUACUUUGGCUCAGGUAUAUAAGUGUCUGUAUUCCACCCAACUCAACAACCUAAAAAAGACGUUGCUUGAUGUUCAAAGUAAUAAAUUUGGAUAUAGAGAGAAGUGACUUAUGCUACUUGUCGUAUGAGAUCUAUUUGAAGAAUAUGGUAACACUGGCAUUUAAGUCUUGACAGCUAAAACAAAAAAUUACAGUGCCAUAAAAGUCUUAAACCUGACAAUUGUUUUCAAAGCAUUUAUCCUUGGGUGCUUAUUUCAAGAGUAACUCCUACAAAGUUAUCAAGAUUUGCAUGCCAGUAAAUCCAAGCAUGUUUUAAUAUGCCAAAGUAAAGAGCCUGUCCCAAAAACAAUGUGGGCUUGUAGCCAUGUAACCUGUUUUUUUACCAACAUUUAAUCAACCAUGGUCACAGUGAUGAAUAUACCCCACCAAAAGUUUUUGGAUUUAUCUAAUGGCAAAAGGAUUAGUGUUCAAAAAAGCUUGUGCUUUGCGUAGAUAAAAAAGAUCACAAACCUUGAUUAAACUUUCAAUUUCUUUGGUCAUCUGGGCAAGUGACUGAGCAGCCUCUAGCUUUUUGGCCUACAGUGAAAAAAACAGAAUAGAAAUGUUAAUAACUGUAUUUCAGAAUAUAUGUAAUGGGCAAGUCAUAACAGUAUGUCUUAUCACUCUUAAUAUUAUCUCUUAAGAGCCCCUGGGUCUUAGGGCCCUAGAGGGCUCCCUCCCCCCAAGGAAUGGGAUAAAACAUGCUACAUCAACAUUACUGAGAGUAAAAAUUGCUUUUAAUAGAAGAAAUAAGAGCACUACUGUACACUGUGUAAAAACAGCUGUUGACAAAAACAUAGCCAUCCACAGUUACCAAAAUUGAUGAAGUUUGAUAUCUGCUGUUUUGAAAUAUUCCCUGUCCUUUUCUCGUGCAUUUUCUAAAUACUUCUUUUGAGCUGAAUCUGCUUGAUGCUGACAUGAGAAACUCAACAUCAAUUGCUGUGUUUAAGCAUAAAUUACUUGCCAUUAUAAGACCCAAUAAAAUUCAGUUUAUGAUAUAAAUGAUAUUGUUGGUGCUAGACAUUUGUCAAAAUUGCAAUUAAAUUUCAGUGGUCUAAAUAGGUGGCUGCUGCUCUUGGCUCUUAUGUCCAUGGGUUUACACAUUGGUCAGGGGUUGUAGGCUUUUCUUGUCUGUGGGUGGGGGUCCUCUGUUCCUUGUCCUGCAUUUGUUUCUUUUCUAUCUUUCUACUCACUGAUAUCGUUGCCUGACAUCUAAUGUGAGACAGAAACUUGACUUUCCUCUGUAGUUUCUUUGUAUUUAGAAUAUUGUCAAUUUUUGAAUUGUAAGGUGCCUUUCACAGUGGGAACUUCAAUGACCUAGAGUCUAUUCCAGCCAUGACAGGCGCAGUAGUUGCAUAGUAAAAAAACCCUCCAUAUGUCAAGCCUGUUAGAGAUCUUCACUAUAAAAUCCAACUGUAUUAAGUUAUGUAUGCUAUUGAGUUCUCUUCUUUUAGUGAUUGUAUAAAAAAUAGAAAGCUGCAAAGCUGGCCUAUUCUUAUGGAAACAUUUCAUUCACAUAUCCACAUGAACCCGAUGCAUUUGCAAGGAGAUUUAUUUCCACCUUAUCACCAAGGCUGUAUAGAAUACUUACAAACUGGGGUGAUCUUGCCUUUGACAUAAUUUCACAAACUGGAGCACAGGACUCACAAACCCGCUGAGGCUCAUCAUAACCCAAUUGAGACAAGGAGACCUGAAAAAAUAACUGAUUCAGUAAGUUCACUAUGAGUACUAUAACUUUUGCAAAAGCAGUACCACCAGGGCUCAACA